AUGGCACCAGUAGGAGGUGCAUCACAUUUCGACCAGGCGGCUCUCCAGCGCCGCCAGGCCUUGCAAGGCUCUUCUGGUCCAGCCGCCCUGGUCAAGAAUGCCAAGGUCUUUGGCAUUGCUUGCUUUGCAUGCUUGGGAGGACUGCUCUAUGGUUACAACCAAGGCGUCUUCUCUGGCGUACUUACCAUGUAUAGCUUUGGCACCCACAUGGGCCCGUGGGUAGAGAACCAGACUAAGAAGGGUUGGUUGACGGCGAUCCUCGAGCUUGGAGCUUGGUUUGGAACCCUCUACUCUGGUUUCCUGGCCGAAAUUAUAUCACGAAAAUAUGCUAUUCUGGUCAACACCGCUAUAUUCAUCAUUGGCGUCGUUAUUCAAUGUGUAGCUGUGACUGGAGCGGGCGCCAGUGCUAUUCUGGGAGGUCGUUUCAUCACUGGUAUGGGCGUUGGUAGCUUGAGCAUGAUUGUACCGAUGUACAACGCUGAGGUAGCGCCGCCUGAGGUCAGAGGCGCUCUCGUUGGCCUUCAGCAGCUUGCGAUUACCACCGGUAUAAUGAUCAGCUUCUGGAUCGAUUAUGGGACGAACCACAUUGGCGGCACAGGAUCGGGUCAGCAAGACGCAGCUUGGUUGGUCCCUCUCGCCUUGCAGCUCGCUCCUGCGGUACUCCUUGGUGGGGGCAUGCUCUUUAUGCCUUUCAGUCCGCGUUGGCUCGUCCACCAUAAUCGAGAAGCUGAGGGUCGACGAAAUCUGGCCAGCCUCAGAGGCCUACCGCAGGAUCAUGAGCUCAUUGAGCUUGAGUUCCUCGAAAUCAAGGCCCAGUCACUCUUUGAGAAGCGUUCCACAGCUGAAGCCUUUCCUGGUCUGUCCGAUGGCUCCGCUUGGUCGACGGUCAAGCUCCAAUUCAUUGCUGUGGGAUCUCUUUUCAAGACCAUGCCAAUGUUCCGCCGUGUCAUCCUCGCCACUGUGACCAUGUUUUUCCAGCAGUGGACGGGAAUCAACGCCAUUCUCUACUACGCCCCUCAGAUCUUUGCAGGCCUAGGACUCUCUUCUAAUAGCACUUCUCUUCUGGCCACUGGCGUGGUUGGUAUCGCAAUGUGGCUUGCUACCAUCCCUGCCGUCGCAUAUGUCGAUAAGGUCGGACGAAAGCCCAUCCUGAUUUCUGGAGCGAUCGGAAUGGCGACAUGCCACAUGAUAAUUGCUGUGAUAACGGCUAAAAACGAGGACUCGUGGGAGUCUCACAAAGCAGCAGGCUGGGCGGCCGUUAGUAUGGUGUGGCUUUUUGUCGUUUUCUUCGGCUAUUCCUGGGGUCCGUGCGCUUGGAUUGUCAUAGCAGAGAUUUGGCCGCUCAGUCAACGACCAUACGGCAUCGCGCUUGGUGCGAGCAGCAAUUGGAUGAUGAAUUUUGUGGUCGGACAGGUUACGCCGGACAUGCUAACGUCCCUACGGUACGGGACCUACAUCUUCUUUGGUGGCCUGACCUUCCUGGGCGCAGCUUUCAUCUGGAAAUUCUUCCCAGAAACCAAGGGCCUGUCUCUUGAGGAGAUGGACGUUCUGUUCGGCUCCAAGGGCUUUGCACAAGCCGAUACUGAGAGAAUGAGAGAGAUCCACCGCGAGAUUGGAUUGGAAGAAGUGGUACGCCAAGGAAGCGUCGCUCACACGCACGACACCUGGAAUGAGAAAGCUGGCAUAAAGCACAAAGAGUCGGAAGAAUUGUAA
Cercospora beticola is the source of this 1713-nucleotide messenger RNA. Its product is annotated as sugar porter family MFS transporter. Gene Ontology annotation, cellular component: membrane. Gene Ontology annotation, molecular function: carbohydrate:proton symporter activity. The record is from RefSeq and is a predicted model, not a curated record. Gene Ontology annotation, biological process: transmembrane transport; carbohydrate transport. Lineage: Eukaryota; Fungi; Ascomycota; Dothideomycetes; Mycosphaerellales; Mycosphaerellaceae.